GUCUCUCUCAAAUUUUUUUUUUCGCUGCUCUCGAUUUCUGUUCUCUCUUCUAUUUUCCUAUUAAUUUAAGAAUUAUUAGGGUUUUCGAUCGAAAUCGGAGAUCAAGCUUCCGCUGAGCAAGGUAAAAGGUGGAAGCCAAAUUUGGACAUACUCCGGGAUGCCCAGUAAUCCUUUGUGUUUGGAUAACAAAACAACAUCUGAGAAUUGGCUGCAGACGAAGAAAACUAUGGCCUCUUCAGUCUUGGAGCAUGCUAUUAAGGUUAGAAAACCUUACACGAUAACAAAACAACGAGAGAGGUGGACUGAUGAAGAGCACGGCAAAUUUCUAGAAGCUUUGAAGUUGUAUGGUCGAGCUUGGCGCCAAAUAGAAGAGCAUAUAGGCACAAAGACUGCAGUCCAAAUUCGAAGCCAUGCCCAGAAGUUUUUCACAAAGGUUGUUCUUGAAUCAAAUGGUGAUAAUUCAGAUGAGUCGAAAACUCUCUCUAUACCUCCUCCAAGGCCUAAAAGGAAACCACUUCACCCUUAUCCUCGUAAACUUGGUAAUUCACCGAGUAUUCCAGCUGUGGAGAAAGGAGCUUGGUCUUUGAUACCUAAGCUCUCGGUUGUCUCUGAAUCGAAGCUGCUAUCAAAUGAACAAGAAAACCGAUCACCAACAUCGGUUUUAUCAGUGGUUGGGUCCGAUACCUUCCAUUCUUCUUCAGCUUCUGGUAUCAUGAGCAGUAAUGCAUCUCCAGCUUCAUCUGAGCAAGUUGAGACUUCACUUGGUGAACAAGAUGAUGUAGGCCAUUCAACAACUACUUCGGUGGAGGAUGAUGAUAAAUCUUUGAAAACAACUGAUAUGGAAUUGGAUAUGGGCACUGAUGAUAGCAUCCCUGAUAAUGAAGCUUCGCCAGCGGAAUCACCUGCAACUAGUCUGAAGCUAUUUGGGAAGACUGUUAUUGUCGCGGACACACAAAAGCCAUUGUGCUCCACCGUUGAUGAUGCAGAGCAGCCCUAUGAAGCUCCGACCUCUACUAACCAAUGGAAUGCGGCUCCGAUGUUCUAUAUUUUGCCGUCUAGUGGAGUUUCAAUGUCCGCUUCUGUUUCCAUGCCCUAUUUAUGGGGCUUUUGCGGCGAUGCAGCAUCAGAUGUUGCUGCCGCUAAGCGUUUGAAGUCAGGGGAGAGGGAGACCGAGACUUCUUUCGCUGGUUCUAACACCGUACCCAGAGGUGAAUCAAGCGUUGAGGAUGGAAGUGGCCCCCCGAAUGUUAGUUUGAAGUUCAGACCAAGCGAAACAUCAGCCUUCAGGAGCCUGAAAGCAACAAAAAACAAACCUUGCCAGGGUUUCGUGCCGUAUAGAAGAUGUGUCCCUGAUAAAGAAGUAGAGAACCAAAAGACGGGCGGUGAGAACAGAGAGGGGCGAGGACUGCACUUGUGCUUGUAGCUGAUGAAGAAGCAGCAGCAGUAAUUUUAAUGCCUUUUUGAUUUUUUUUUUGGUUCCAGAAGAUCCAGGGAUGUGGUUUUCCCUCCUAAAAAUGGGGGGGUGAGGUGGGAGAUGCAGCGUAUUGUUUUGCAGCGGUAGGUGAUGAGUGCCAUCUCUGGAUCUUGUUGUUGCAUCUGAGCUGUUUGGAACUAGUUGUUAUCUUCGUGCAUAUUGAUUAGGGGGAAAUAACCCUAAAAUUUGU
This is a messenger RNA of Asparagus officinalis (garden asparagus), 1664 nucleotides long. Its product is annotated as protein REVEILLE 2-like. The transcript has 6 exons. The record is from RefSeq and is a predicted model, not a curated record. Lineage: Eukaryota; Viridiplantae; Streptophyta; Magnoliopsida; Asparagales; Asparagaceae. Gene Ontology annotation, molecular function: DNA binding. Bases 158 to 1423 code for a protein of 421 amino acids.